Triticum turgidum subsp. durum (durum wheat) is the source of this 780-nucleotide messenger RNA. NCBI's taxonomy places the organism in Eukaryota, Viridiplantae, Streptophyta, Magnoliopsida, Poales, Poaceae. The record is from the annotation of a GenBank genome assembly.
AUGAGGAGGGGCAAGAACCCGGCAGACCCCGACGCCGACUUGGUAGAUGGCCUGCUCGCCUUCCUUGCUGACGCGAACCCAGUCAGCGGCAAGCGCAGAGAGGACGCUCUCCGCUUCACGCGGGAUAAUGUCAAAGCUAUGAUCAUGGACAUGCUAUUUGGUGGACCGGAGACGGUGGGGUCCACAACCGAGUGGGCGAUGGCAGAGAUGAUGCGUAGCCCAGACGAGCUCGGGCGGCUGCAGCAGGAACUUGCCGAUGUGGUGGGGCUCGAUCGGGCUGUUGAAGAAUCCGACCUCGACAAGCUCCCUUUCCUCAUGUGCGUCGUCAAGGAGGCGCUUCGCAUGCACCCGCCCAUCCCGGUGCUCCUCCACGAGGCCGCCAAGGACUGUAUUGUUGGCGGCUACUUCGUACCGAGAGGUUCCCGCGUGUUGGUCAAUGCGUGGGCGAUCAACCGCGACUGCGGGGCCUGGAAGGAUGCCGACACAUUUCGACCAGCACGGUUCAUGGCCGGUGAGGGCGAGGCCACCGGGCUAGACCUCAAGGGAAGCUGCUACGAGUUCUUGCCGUUUGGGUCUGGCAGACGCUCAUGCCCUGCGCAGGGGCUCGGCCAACAUGCGGUUGAGUUCGCCGUCGCGCAGCUGGUGCAUGGUUUCAACUGGAAGCUGCCGAACGGCAUGAAGCCAACAGAGCUUGACAUGGGCGACAUUUUUGGCCUCACCGCGUCACGCUCCACACGGCUCUAUGCCGUGCCCACGCCCCGGCUCACCUGCGUUGUGUAA